This is a messenger RNA of Fonticula alba, 312 nucleotides long. RefSeq lists its product as hypothetical. The coding region runs from base 1 to 312 and encodes 103 amino acids. The transcript has 3 exons. The record is from RefSeq and is a predicted model, not a curated record. NCBI's taxonomy places the organism in Eukaryota, Rotosphaerida, Fonticulaceae.
AUGUCCUCGCGCAUUCGUGUCGAGGGGCAUGGACGCGCGCGCGCGGAUGUGUUCACUCGGGUGCUCGACACGGACGACGUCCUGGGUCCCUCCGGGGUCCAGGCCGGCCAGGAGCGCACCGGGGCCCUCGGUGGUGCGGUUGCUGGUCAACCAGGGGCCCGACACGCCUGCCGGGGCUUCGGCGCCUCGGCAAGUCGCCCGGGCCUCGGCAAGUCGCCCGGGCCUCGGGCGGCCGGCAUAUAUGUCCCGCGCCUCACCUCGUUGGUGGCCUGUACGUCCGAUGCCAGCUUCCUGGGCGCGCCACAUCCAUGA